AUCCGCCCUUCCUUUCCUGCUCGUCUUAAUGGUUCCUCCCGGAUACCUAGCUUUCCGAAGCCUCAGCGGUAAACUGUGAGGUCGUUUUGGGUUUACUUGACCCUGGAUGAGGCCUAGGUCGUCUGGACCGUAACUACCAUGAAUAUUAUUCACUUGGUACGAGAUCACUGGCCCAUUGCAUUGUGUCCAAUAGGAUUCUUGGUGGGGUGGUACUUUGACAAGAGGAAUGAUGAGAAACUGGCAAUGUUCAGAAACAAGAGCAAAUUAUAUCAAAGGGAAUUAAAACCUGGUGAAGAUGUCAUAUGGAAAUAAUGCAUCAAAUGAGAGUUGAUUUCCCUACAGUUUGAAUAAGUGAUUGUUCCAUAAUGAAAAUAGAAUCUAUUUGUUCAAAAAACCUUUGUUCAGCAUAGGAUUACUAAAAAAGUAUGUAGCCCCAACUACAUGAUGUCAUUCAAACAUACAAUUUGAAGUAAGGGUGAUAUAGUAUUAAGAAGUUUGGUACAGUGUGUUCCUGAGAAACUGUUAGUCUCUCUGAGUUUGAACCUUUCAGUCAGCUUCAGAGGAUAUAGUUACACCCUGUAAACUAUAGGAUUGUAGUUGGUAGGGAUCAGAUACAAUUAUGUAUAUUUUCUCCAUAAAUUCUUCUGGAAUUUCUUCCUUGACAAUUGGUCUUUUUGUGCAUUUAAAUAAAAGUACCCUGAAAUAGAUUUAAAA
Molecule: messenger RNA, 714 nt
Organism: Pantherophis guttatus
Lineage: Eukaryota; Metazoa; Chordata; Lepidosauria; Squamata; Colubridae
Gene: NDUFB1
Product: NADH:ubiquinone oxidoreductase subunit B1
Cellular component (GO): mitochondrion; respiratory chain complex I
Source: RefSeq, a predicted model, not a curated record